Klebsormidium nitens is the source of this 1449-nucleotide messenger RNA. Lineage: Eukaryota; Viridiplantae; Streptophyta; Klebsormidiophyceae; Klebsormidiales; Klebsormidiaceae. The record is from the annotation of a GenBank genome assembly.
AUGGCAGUUUCGGCGAUCAUUGUCACCAUUGAGUGGAAGGUGCCCAUCUCUUUGACGGACACCGUCAUCAUUGGGGACACCAUCAUUUGGAGCUGGGCCGACACCGCCCCCCACGACCUCACCUUUCUGACUUACCCCGCUGGCUUUACUAGCAUUGCGACCAACGGUGUAGAGGGGCUCAUGAUCCCCACUACGCCAGUCCGGGGGCCUGUCAAUGUGAGUUUCCAUCCCAGUCUACCAGGGGAGUACACCUACCGGUACAGUGUUCACUCUUCCAUGACUGGAACACUCACAGUGCUGGAUAAGCAUUGUAGUCGCAAAUGCAGCGUCCAUUCGUCUAUGACGGGAACGCUCACAGUGCUCGGUCCUGACGUGGGCAAUAUGACGCUCGGAGGCGCCACCAUCACAUCAUCCACACCUGUACCGCUCCCAUCUCCCCCCUCCAGUUCAAAAACGUUUCCAACGACAAUCGCAGUUGCGGGCGGUAUCGCUGCCGCAGCCAUUAUCAUAGAAGCCUUAGCUCUUGCGUUGCUUCGCUGGAAAAGGCAGAGGAGUCGCCGACGUCCUUCCGCUAGGCCCUUGGACUCUGAUGGAAAGGCUUUCGAUCCCACGCAAGCCCCAACGUUGCCUGCUCGAGGGAGUUCCGGGCCGGUGUCGAGAGGGCUGCUUGACAAUUGGUCCGACAGCGGACGUCAACCUGGGCCGGUCCUCUCGGAUUCGUACUUGGAAGAGAGAACUCCGAAACCCCAACCGACUCAAUUGGGAAUGACUCAAAGGCCGCCAAAACCUGAGUUGCAAGAGCAAUAUACGCUGCGGCAGCUUCAAGCGGCCACCAAUCAUUUUUCAGAGGCUAGCGUCAUCGGCGGCGGCUCAUUUGGCGUGGUCUGCGAAGGUGUUCUAGCGGAUGGUUCGGUGGUGGCUGUAAAGCGGUUGAGGAAGCGAUUCGGCAUCCGCCAGAGUGAAGAGAAGUUGUGGAGAACGGAGGUGGACGCCCUUGGCAAGAUGAGGCAAAAGAACCUGGUGUCACUUCUGGGAGUGUGCCUGGAAGGGGACGAGCGGCUGCUCGUAUUUGAGUUCUUUCCCAGAGGUAGCCUGAACAGGCGGCUGCAUGAACCUCGGGAAGAGGAGCCCGUCCUUACGUGGGCAGAGCGCAUGUGCAUUAUCCGCGGCAUCUGCCGAGGCCUGUCUUAUCUUCAUCACGACCUCCGGCCUCCAAUGUUGCACAGGGACAUCAACGCCGCCAAUGUUUUGUUAACGGACGAGGAACCGUUGGAGGCCUGUAUCGCAGACUUCGGCCUCGCGCACUUUGUGCAAGACGUGGGAACGAAUACUUCGACCAUGGUAAAGGGCACGGUUCCUUACAUGGCCCCCGAAUAUCUGCACGGUGGGGCGCGGUUCCUCUCGCCAAAGUGCGACGUUUACAGUUUGGAAUCCUCCUCUUGGAAAUAA